Sinocyclocheilus grahami is the source of this 2148-nucleotide messenger RNA. Its product is annotated as protein-arginine deiminase type-2-like. The transcript is spliced from 10 exons. Bases 76 to 1416 code for a protein of 446 amino acids. Lineage: Eukaryota; Metazoa; Chordata; Actinopteri; Cypriniformes; Cyprinidae. Gene Ontology annotation, cellular component: nucleus; cytoplasm. Gene Ontology annotation, molecular function: protein-arginine deiminase activity; calcium ion binding. The record is from RefSeq and is a predicted model, not a curated record.
UGGCAUCUCAAGUACAUAAAGGGUUAAACGAAAUUGUCAAAGUCACUUUGAAAGGAAGACGCAUCGUUGCAAAUCAUGGUGCCCCGACGAUCAUUUACAAUUGACACCGAGAAAACGACAAGGACGACAUAUGUGCUCGGAACGGAGUUGACGGUGAAUUUAAACAGGUGUGCCCCACCGCAGUCCAAAUUCUUCUCGAUAAAAUGCAGCCCAAAUGUGCAUUACAAGAUCACUCUCCAAGCCAAGGACAGGAACGCCGUUCCGUACCCUCUCACCCCAAACUCGGUCCUCAUCGUAACCAUGGACGCAGUCAGCAAGACUGCAAACGACAGCAAGUUAUCUGUGAGGUACUAUGGAGAGAAGACGGAGGCUCUCGGGGAUGCCCUGCUGCAUCUAACAGCUGUUGAGAUAUCUCUGGACGUAGAUGCUGACCGAGACGGCGUUGUUGAGAAAAACAAUCCAAACAAGGGAUCGUGGAAGUGGGGUCCUAAUGGCCAUGGUGCAAUUCUGCUGGUCAACUGUGACUCUGAGUCCACAUACAAGAAGACACUGGACAGUGAGGUUGAUGAGAUCAGUAAAGUCUCGGAUUUGCAGGACAUGUCCAAGAUGAUCCUGCGCACCAACGGCCCAGCUGAACUUCCUGAAGGCUAUAAACUGACCAUGCACAUCUCACAGACCACUUCAGAGAGCGUGAGAGUCUUCAGACCUCAGACAAAUGUACAGAAAGACAAUGUGUGGAAGCAUAAACUCCUGAAGUUGUUCCUGAAAGAUUAUAUAAUGGUGGUGGGAACGGACAUGCUGACACAGAAAGUGCCCUAUCUAGGAGGCAAAACUGAACUGGAAUUCUUUGUAGAGGGUCUUCAUUUCCCUGAUAGAGACUUUGAUGGGCUCAUCACCAUCAACCUCAGUCUACUAGAGCCCUGUGGCAAGGAUUUCCCUGAAACUCCAGUCUUUACAGAUAAAGUGGUAUUUCAUGUUUCUCCCUGGAUCAUGACCCCAAACACACUCAAACCUGUGGAGGUGUAUGCAUUAAGAUGCACUCAGAACUGUAUUGACUGGAACAGGGACGUGCUGAAGAAAGAGCUGGGGUUGGAUGAUGAGGACAUCAUUGAUUUGCCCAUCCUGUUUAAAGUGUUAGAAGAGAAAACGUACCCCAGGGCAGUGGCUUACUAUCCCGACAUGGUGAACAUGAUCGUGUUGGGGGAUCAGCUGGGCAUCCCAAAACCGUUUGGGCCGAAGGUGAAUGGCAGGUGUGCUCUGGAGACGGAGGCGUGUUCUCUUCUGGAGCCUCUGGGCCUCAAAUGUACCUUCAUUGAUGACUUGACCCCGUACCACAAACUGCUGGGUGAAGUUCACUGCGGUUCCAACGUUCUUCGAGAGCCGUCCCCUUUCAAAUGGUGGAACCUAGAGCUGUGAGAGAGAGAGAGACUAGACCUGUCAAGUGCCUAUUAAGUCUAGAAAUAAGCAAUUCAUAGAGCAAAAUACUAAUCGGAUAAAUGGAAAUUCUCUCAUGAUUUACUCACCCUCAUGUUGUUCAAGCAGCUCUUUUCCAUAUAAUGAUAAAGUGCUGUCAAGCUCCCAAAAACGAAUGCGAAAUCCCCAAAAAUCAUUCAUAUCACUAUGCAAUGUGUUCUGAAUUCAUAUAACGGCUUUCCAUGAGGGACAGACAGAAAUGUAAGUGCCUAUUCUUUGAUGAAAAUCCAACUUUUUCAGUAAAUGCAACUUGAAGAAGAGAGCAAAUCGUGCACUUAUGAAACAACAUGAGUGUGAGGAGACAACAGUUUUUAGUACUUCGUAAAAUUCUUAUAACUUUCCUCUGAUAAUCAGGCCUUGUUUUAGCAGUAUAGUUCCUCCUCAGGCUGCAGUGGUGCUGCUUCAGGAUUUCUAAAAAAAAAAUUAAGGGCUUACAAUUAUACAUAAUGCUUUGAAAAGUGGUUUAAAAUAAUGUUAACCAUUUAGAGACCUGUUGUUUAUCUUUUCUAACAACAAAAGUAAAAAAAAAGUUCACAAAGUCUGUACUGGGUUUUUAUAACUAUGAAUGUUCAUUCUGUGUUGCCUUACUAAUAAUGACUGAGAAUUUGAUUUGAGUUUGUCUUGGGUGUAAAUUUUUUCCAUAAUGUACAUUACAGCAAUAAAUAAACAUUUCAU